UGUUCUACAAUUAUUUUUGCUGUUCUUUUUUGCCCCUUUGUUUUAUUUCCCUUCUCAACAGAUUUUUUGGAUUUGUUUCACAUCAGAUAAAAACAAAUUGUCUCAAAGAAAGUCAACUUUUUUGUUGAAAUUUAAUGCAUUAUUAAAACAACAUUUUGAAGUUACAGCCAAAUUUUACCAGCUAACAUUUAAAGUAAGCUUUUGUUUUUUCCAACUAAAAUUAUUUUCUAUUCAUUGCGUAGUUACAAAGCGAAAGUGCCCUAAAAUGGUGGCCAAAGAGAACAUCAAAUGUGAGUGAAAUAAUUGAAAAUGGUAGUCGCUGCUUGUUUUUUCAUGCAUUUUUAUUUGACUUGAAUAAAGAAGUAUGGGGCUUGGACGACAGUUUGGUUGGCUGCUCAUUUCCGCCUUAUCAGUUAAAACAACACGCACAUCAAAAAAGGUUUGGAUUUUUCAUUGUCCUUUUAAUUCCACAUCUUCCGAUUGCCUAGAUUGCUUACAAAGAGGUAACAUUUGAAUGUAAAAAGCUGCUAUAAAGUAAGCUGCAUUUAAGACUUGUCCCUUGAGAUUCGCCCUGUUUGAGUUUUUUGCCUUUACAUUUCGUUCCCCAAUAACAAUAAGUAUGUGCAAAAAUAUGCAUUUGAUGUGUUUUAAUCUUUCAACACAAUUGUACUUGAUUGUUCAUAAGAUUUUCAGAUUUCAAUAGAUGAACAACAACAAUAAUGAAAAUUCUUCGCUUAGUCCAAUCACCCCGUCUACACAAUUGCCACGUGCUAGAAGCGCUAUUUUUCCUGUUAAUGAUUUGAGCACUAUGAACAAACUUUACAGCACAAGGUUAGCUGGCACUUUAUCGACAGAUGAUGAUGAUCCAGCUGUCCUAUUCCCUGUUAGUUCAUCAAAUCCGGGUACUACUGGUGUCAAUAGUUCUGAUAUGAUAUUUACUGAUCAUCAACGAAAACAAUCAAAUCCUCGUUUAAAAACAACUUCGUGCUACUUUCGAGAGCCUCAAAACCGGCAUCAGACGGUAUAAU
Messenger RNA from Meloidogyne enterolobii, 1028 nucleotides. The record is from the annotation of a GenBank genome assembly. Lineage: Eukaryota; Metazoa; Nematoda; Chromadorea; Rhabditida; Meloidogynidae.